AGUGCACAUUAGGCUACAUUUCAAUUAGUAGGGGAGGGGGGUAGGAUGUAUUUGUAGACUACAGUAUUGUAUUAGGCUAGUGAAUGGAAUAUGAAGAUACGUUUCCAGUAUAAAAGUGCCGUAAAAUAAUAUGCAUAAUGGCGUUUGUUCAUACGUAGUUGUUUUCGCCUCUGUUUCGGUUAUCUAUGCAAGGAGGCUGCAUUGCUGAGAGUUCAAUUGUGUGUACACAUGCCAAAGAAACAUUAGUUUGUCAUGGUCAGCCAUGUUUUUUGUUUACGUUUGACGUUGUGCACCUGGAUCGCUUUGAGGUCGGAAGUCGGAAAUUUCAACUGGGGAAUUCUGACCUCCGACAUUGUCUGGAACGCAGCAUUAGUCUGUUGACUCUAGUAUUAAUUUACUAAAAUUAUCAGUUUAAUCAUCAAACAAUUAGUGUUAAAUUAUAAGCCCCUUGCCUCCCUGUGUUAUAAUUAGCAUCUGUUUUUUUUAAACUGACCUCCUUUUCCUUGUUGCCUUUAGCCAGCAGUCAGUCAGAGGGAAAGUCUAUUAAUAUCACCAGUUGGUGUGUUGUAAACCAGAUUGAGGACGAGGCACUAUGCAGAAGACAGUUGGUGUGGCUGUUUCUUGUGACAUGGCCUGCAGAGCAGACACUGAGCUCAAACCUCGGAGCUUUACAUUCACGGUUCUCCUUGAACAGAUAAACAAACUUGAAGAGGAUGAAUCUGCUUUACGUGUGAAAGACUCUAACUCUGAGCCUGAUGUUAUCCCUGAUGCUAUUCUACGAGUAGAAGGAGAGAGUUUUCAUGUCAACCGUCAACAACUGGCCCACCAGAGUCCCUACUUUAGGGCUCUGUUUUUUGGCUGUGGUGUAGAGAGCAGCAAAAGGAAAGUUGAGAUCAAAGGUGUGGGCCUGCAGCAUUUCAGAGUUUUAAUGGAAUACAGCAGGACAUCCAACCUAGCUUUGGACAGAGAAAAUGUUCUGGGGAUCCUUGAAACCGCAGACUUUUUACAACUGGAGCGAGCCAAGCUGCUGUGCUGCAAGUUCCUGGAGCGUGAGCUGCACCUCACUAACUGUCUGGGAAUGAUGGCCUAUGCUUGGCGGCUGGGCUGCACUCAGCUCUACAAAGCGGCACGACAGGUGGUGCUUACACACUUCUCUGCUAUCGUCGCUGAAGAGGACUUCCUGUCCCUAUCUAAGGAGACCAUAGCAGACCUUCUUGCCAGUGAUGACCUGGCCAUCCAUAAAGAUGAUCUGGCCCUGGAGGCCACCCUACGCUGGGUGUCAUUUGACCCUAAACGAGAAGAACAUUUUCUGGAGCUCAUUGAGCUGGUGAGGCCUGAGUCGAUCUCUUUACCAUUUAUCACUGAACUUUUGACCAGAAUGAAAAGCUCUGACCCCAGAGCCAAGCUCAUCUGCAUGCUGAAUGAACAUUUUCCAACAUCUUGGUCAAUGGGCAGGUCAAUGAGGAGGACCGCGGCCAGAGACACCCUCUUCGUCCUGGGCGGACCUCACGAUCAGGAGCAACAGGCACUUUACCAGUUUCACCCACUCAGUGGUAGAUGGCAGAGCUGUGCACCUCUGCAGAGGAAGAACCUCACUCAGUAUUCGGUGGCUGCAGUAGGAGACAAUGUUGUUGUGACAGGCGGCUGCUUCCGGGACGUGCUGUGGUUCAGUGUGGACUGGGUCAGGAUAUACGAAUGUGGGAACCAGCGCUGGCUAGAUGGCCCGGCCCUGCAGAAGUCCAGGCACAGCCACUGCUCCAUAGGGCUGGACUCCGUACUGUAUGUCCUGGGGGGCAGCAUGGAUGAAGGGCUUGUGGCUGAUGUAGAAAGGCUUGUGCUGGGGUCAGAGGCGGGUUGGGAGGGGGUCAGCCCCAUGGUUAGGGCUGUGGAGAGGGCAGCCACUGCUGCUCUGGGAUCAUGUAUCUACGUGGCGUGUGGCCUGGAUGAAAACGGGGAGGCGUAUGGUGGAAUUCAGAGGUAUAUGGUGAAGGAGGAUCAAUGGGAUGUGGUCUCCUAUUCUCCUUUUCCACGAUAUGACCUGGUUGCCACAGAGCUCAAUGGUGCCCUCUACCUGUUUGGAGGCCAAGCUUUGCGUUUUGACGUGGAGACAAAUGAGUGGACUGUGCUGGAGGAGGAAUGUCUGGACAGGAAGUUCUUUUCUGGCUGCACAACAGUCAGCGGCCAGAUAUACCUGGUCAGUGAGAGGAAGAGUAACAACACAUUCCCAAACAUGGUGCUGAUGGACCCUUACAUAGACACUUGCAUUGAGGUAGAUGAUGCCAUACCUUGCGCUGUGCCCCUCAGAGGAUGUGUCACCAUGAGAAUGGUCACGUGACGGUGUGUGAUGUGACUGAAUGAAAACGCAUUAAUCUAUACUACACAAUGAAAUUUGUGGUUAUGUAUAUGUGUGUAUUAGAAGUGUCAUUCUUGCCUUAAACAGAGCACUUGCCAAAUACAUUUUUAUGUAAGAAGUCACAAUUUGGGUGAAAUUUAUAAAAAAAAAAAUGAAGAGCUGUUUCAUAAAAUAAAUCUAUAAAAAUGGACUGAGUGACACAUAAUCAAGACUAGUAAAAUCUUCCGCUUAAAAGAAGACAGCGGUGCAAAUUUAUUCAAUAGAAGUCAUUUAUUAAAACAUUUCAACUGGUCACACAGUCAAAAAGCAUCUUAGUGCACUCAGAAGAAAACAGUCAAGUGUUACUUUCAUGGAAACAACAUUUCUCCUGGUUUUAUACCUAAUUUUAAUUUUAAAAAGGGAAUAUUCUAGUGGGGGUCAUGGGUGUGUUAUUCAGUGGAGCAGCCCUUUUAGUAUUCUACAGCUUAAAUCCCACCUUAUGUUGUGGGCCCCUCAGUGCUAUUCAGUCCCUGUUCACAGUCAGACAUAACCCUGCUUCCACUCCCAUCACACUUAACACACAUCACACUAAAAUCGGGUUAGAUUGGACACAGCAACCACUUAUUUUAAAGAGUUGCCCUUACUAACCUAUGAAAAUGUAAUACCAGUUUUUGGAAGGUAAUGACCAUGAGUAUACUGUAGUUUUUCCACUGUGUUUAAAUACAUGUAAAAUCUCUUACCUCUUGCUCCUAGUAAAGUAGUAGAGCACAGUCUAGUCAUAUCAAAAUAAGUCAUCAGCUUUUACAAUGAUCUUUCAGUCUUUACAUUUCAGUAAGACAUUUCUUCAUCUGAGCUUAAAGCAUUUGACCUUUGUAGACAAGUAUCUAAAAUACCUCACAUUUUACAAAUGCCCAUCAUACUUGUGUAUGUGUGUGUGUGCAUACUUCUCAUAGCUUACCUACCAGCCUCACCAACAUUUCAAGCCAAACAUUACAACUAGUCACAGUAAUGCCUGGCCUGUGUGUUUGUCCAGUAAAGGUAAACCUACGUACACACAAAGCUUAAUAUCAAGUACUUGUCACAGAAUAGUGUAAAAACAGCAGCCGAGGCACAAAACUAAAGUCCUGUAGAGCAAACCUUAACAAAAGCCUUGUUGAUAAAUCAUGCUGUCUGUCACAAUGUUAUGCAAAGUAGAAAAAGAAACAAAACACACACACACACACACACACACACACACACACACACACACACACAUAUUUCUAGGAGCAGUACAUUUUUUGUAAAGGCAUCAUUUUAUCAAACAUGGAGAGAGCUUUCUCUACAAGGAUAUGUUCUUUUUUGUGCACCAGGGGGUGCCAUAUCUUUUCUAAGAAGUGAGCUUAAACAUAACCAACAAAAUCACAUCCUAUCACGGAAAAAUAUAAUUUCAUCAUCCCUAAGGGACUUCUGCAGUAGCCUUUUAUAUUCUGCCACAGAUUACAACAACAUAAAAAUGACCUGCUGAGUAAACAGUUCAUAAAAAAUAGAUAUAUAAAGUGGUUUACCAACAGAUUUACUACAAUCAAAGUUUUUAUUAGUCUAUGUACAAUCAACCAUACUGUCUGUGGAUACAAAGCUGUGGGAGUGAAUUACUAUUAAAUUCUAGCUUUAGUUUGCUCUGUUUAAAACAUACCACAUUAUUUGAUUAGAACAGUUUGAUUUUGUAUAAAAAACAUUUAGUUUUUCUUGUUGAAGAAAGGAUAGAAAGGAUAAAUGCAUUAUAACACAGUCCAGGUAUUUGCAUCCGUAUGUAUUAACAAACAAGUUAUUGUAGUACAAUAAAAAGAAACAGCAUACCAAAUCUGCAAAAACAACACACGUGAUUAGUUGUGAAGGAAAUUUCACUGUCUCCUUGUUUUGCCAAAUAUAUUUUUACAGUAUGCAGUGUUAUGGGUGACAGUAACAAGGGCGUUUCUCCCUAAUCUCACACUGAGUGUGUAGAUUUGCAAUCAUCUGUGCUUUUUCGCCCUUGUUUUUUCAGGGUAAGCAGGAUGCAGACUUACUCUGAUCUGAAAUCAUCAAUGGACCAUUCUGGAUGUGCACAAGCUAUAUGUAUGUAUAGAUAUGUCAGAUAUGAGUUAAUCUCCAAUAGGCGGUGAGGGAAAUAACUUUUUUCCCCAGUGGGG
This is a messenger RNA of Siniperca chuatsi (mandarin fish), 4497 nucleotides long. RefSeq names its product kelch-like protein 23. The transcript has 3 exons. Bases 593 to 2335 code for a protein of 580 amino acids. Lineage: Eukaryota; Metazoa; Chordata; Actinopteri; Centrarchiformes; Sinipercidae. The record is from RefSeq and is a predicted model, not a curated record. Gene Ontology annotation, molecular function: protein binding.